Messenger RNA from Ilex paraguariensis (yerba mate), 874 nucleotides. NCBI's taxonomy places the organism in Eukaryota, Viridiplantae, Streptophyta, Magnoliopsida, Aquifoliales, Aquifoliaceae. The record is from the annotation of a GenBank genome assembly.
CCUGACAAUGAGUAUGAUCUGUUAUUGAUAGAUGGACAAAGCCACACUGCUUGCUGAAGUUAUAUGUCAAGUGAAACAAAUGAAGAAGGCUGCAACAGAAGCAAGUGAAGGUUUACUCAUUCCAUUGGAUGCUGAUGAAGUGAGAGUCGAAGCACUUGAUGAGGGUGCAAGAGAUGGAACCUAUUCCUUCAGGGCAUCUAUCUGUUGUGAUUACAGGCCUGAGCUCAUAUCUGAUCUGAGACGAACCCUCGAUGCCGUUAAGCUAACCAUUGUGAAGGCAGAAAUCUCAACCUUGGGAAGCCGGGUGAAAAAUGUAUUUGUUUUCACCAGCGGCAGAGAAAGCAACUGUAGGAAUGCUGAGUCACGGGAACUUAUUGUUAGUUCUGUUCAUCAGGCUUUGACUUCUAUCUUGGAUAAGGUUUCUGCUUCUCCAGAAUACUCGCCACGAUCAACGCUUCCAAACAAGAGGCGACGGGUUUCUUUUUUUGAUUACUCGAGCUCAUCUUCGUGAGCAUUGCAAUCGUGGUGGUGAUGAUACUGAUGUGCAUAUCAUGGUAAAUCAACUAGUAAAGCUCAUCUUCAUGAGCAUGGCAAUCUUAGUGGGGGGAUCAGUGAGCCCAUCUUUCACGUUGAAUCUAUACUUGGUAUUUAUGUAUGUAGAUUGCUAUAAAGUUACUCAAAGAGUUUGUAGUUUCUGUAUGUGGAUUUGUAUGAAGUUACUAAGUGUUGUAGAUGACUAAAUUUGUGAGUUAUAAUAUGUAAAAACACUUCAAAAUGGCCUGCUGAUGUUUAUUCUAUCUUGUGAGGCCAUAUGUAUCUCCUUCAAAAUUGCCUGCUGCUGUUUAUUCGAUAAUAUAGAAUACUUCAAAAUGGC